AUAUUUAUAUUUAUAAACGUUUCAGAAAAGCAAAAAUAUAGAAAUGAAUGCCAAAAGGGAUGUAGAUGUUGAUGAAAUAUACUUGAUGAAUUGCCAACUUGACAAAGCUCCUGAUAUGAGUAAAUUCAAAAAUCUGAGACGACUCUACCUCAACAAAAAUAAAAUGUUUCUAGUCGGGGAAGGACUUCGUCAAAAUUUUAUAUUGACCGAAUUAUAUCUUCAAGAUAACAUGUUAACAACAAUCAACAGUGCAUUGCAACAUCUAACUUGUUUACGGAUAUUGUUAUUACAUCAUAAUCAACUCACUGCAGUAACUGACGUCAUAUAUGAACUGAGACACAUGAUGAAUUUAAAAGUGCUUAAUUUGUUUGGAAAUCCAUUGGCUCAGGAAUAUGAUUAUCGAGACUAUAUAAUUUACUCUGUUAAAUCGAUGGAACUAUUUGAUAGAAAAGCUAUCACUUCAGAUGAGCGAGACAAAAUUGCAAAAAAAUACGAUGUUCAUGAAAAAAAAAUCAAGGAUACGAUAGCUUUUGGUCGACGAGUUAAAGGUCCGCCUCCACGCCAACAAGAAAUGCUCAGUGGACAUCUUGACAACACCUCUGACCAAAAAAACAAGUAUGACAUUGAAAGACUCCAGAGGGAGGUAGAAGAAAAUAAAGAUAUUUGUAGCAGCAAAAACUCACUUGAAAAUGUGUAUGCGGCUGCAGUUGAAACUCGCGCCAAAAAAAGAUCCAUCAUGCAGUUCAAAACGUUUAGUUGGGUUGACAUACUAAAAGACCGCGAAGAAGCAUGUGACAAAGGAGUUGCAACAGACCCGAUUAUAUUUUCAGCGAAAUUUAGAUGAACUUAUUAAUAAGAUGUAAUUUUUCAAAAAUUAGCAUUUUAUUCUGAUUCACAUGUGACAAAAUCCAGUACUACGAAACAUUACUUCUCAAAAACUUGUUCUAAAUUCAAUCUGAUAUACCGGUUUCCAAACA
Hydractinia symbiolongicarpus is the source of this 977-nucleotide messenger RNA. RefSeq names its product leucine-rich repeat-containing protein 72-like. NCBI's taxonomy places the organism in Eukaryota, Metazoa, Cnidaria, Hydrozoa, Anthoathecata, Hydractiniidae. The record is from RefSeq and is a predicted model, not a curated record. The transcript is spliced from 7 exons. Bases 44 to 844 code for a protein of 266 amino acids.